GUUAUGUGACAGAAGAGUCUCUGCGAGGAUGAAGGGCAAAGUUUAGAAGACCGUGGUGAGGCCGGCCACGAUGGACGGAUUAGAGAGCACUGAAGAGACGUCAGGAGGUGGAGGUGGCGGAAAUGAAGAUGUUGAGGUUCGCUCUCGGAGUGACCAGGUUGGAAAAAAUUAGAAAAGAGCUCAUCAGAGGGACGGCCGAGGUUUCGAUGUUUUGGAGACAAAGUUAGAGUGAGCAGACUUCGAUGGUUUGGACACGUCCAGUGGAGAGAAAGUGAGUAUAUUGGCAGAAGGAUGAUGAGGAUGGAGCUGCCAGGCAAGAGAGCUCGAAGAAGACCAAAGAGAAGGUUGAUGGAUGUCGUGAGGGAAGACCAGAGGGCAGUUGGUGUUCGAGAGGAGGAUGCAGGAGAUAGGCUUCCAUGGAAAAGGAUGAUGCGCUGUGGCGACCCCUGACGGGACAAGCCCAAAGGAAAAGAAGAAGAAGUGGUCGUGAUAGUGAAACUAGACCAGCGUUGCGAUAUCUCAUUCAAAAGAUUGAACAGAUUUUUUCAGUCAGGGGUAAUGACAGCAAAAUAUGCAGUUUUCAGAGACUUUUAUUUUGAAAUACAAUAUCAUAUCUUCAUCAAACCUCUUUUCGUGGAGUCCUUGGUGGUCUGUCACACAGAUCUGGACUUGUCUUGCGAUACCAAUGGGAUUAUGUUGGGGUGGCUUUGGCUCUGGAGGUAGAACAGGUUCGAAUCCCUGCUACGACUGUCCGCACGUCGAAGUGUCCUUGGGCAAGACGCUGAACCCUAAUUGGCUCCCAGUGGCCCUGGCAGCAGUCGCCCAUUGGUUUAGGAAUGUGUGUGUGAAUGUGAGGCUUUGGGCACUGUGAUGAUGUAGAUAAAGCGCGAUAUAAGUGCAGUCCAUUUCCAUUUAUUUUUCCUAAGAUAUCAAAUAAAGUAUAUUUUUUAAUGUAUGGAUGUAAUCUAUUUCAAGAUUCAAAUGAACUUUGCUGGUUGCAUUCCUUAACUGACGUCCGUAUUAUUCGGAAGCUUUUAUUUUGAAGGUGGCUUCGCCGCGAGUUGGCGACCUAUUACCGUAAUGCCGAGUAUGAACAAAAUUAGGGGCGGCUGGCUUGGCUGCUACUUUACGAGUGGAGGCUGCUUGACCGCAGUCUUUUUUCGGGGACCGCACGCGCUUCCACGCGCUGCACAACAUUUUCCUGAAUUCGCACCGAACGUGCUGAAUCCUCGUCACGGGAAGUCCAUCAAUACCUCACAGGGCUAAAACAUCAUUCGUGCAAAUCUUCUUGUCCGGUUGGAGUCGCCUCGUGCACGUUGAAGCCAUUCGGCUUAGCUUCGUUUAGCUUAGCUUAGCUUAGCAUGCUAACAAAGAGACACGUUUGGGAUCAACAUUUCGCUAAGCAGAGAAAAAGCCUGAGCGUAAAGUGUUCUUCUUUCCGUCACCUACGAGUUCGGACGUGGACCAGAAUAUUAAUACGAACAAUGAAAUUAGAUAAAAACAACAACUAGAUGAUCAGCUUUGUUUGUCUGAGGUACUGAAAUAACACCUAUUUUGUGAAUCCAUUUGUAGAAUCUCGACAAUGUUUUCUCUCCCUGUCACAAAUGAGCUAUUUUCUUUCUGUCUCAUAUUUCUUCCAAUCAUUCCGUUCUCCUGUUUCCUCUUGUUGACUUUGGUGCUUUGCCAUUUUAACUAACGUAGUGUUUAACCCACAGUGUCCAAAUCGUCAUCUCGAUGUCAUCUGACUUGCACUUGCUUUUCUCAUCCCUCCAAAGUGUUGCGAUCGUCGUGUGAAAAUGUGUGCAAGGACAGCAGAGUACGAGGAGGAACUUUGGGGCCCAAAAGAGGAGAAGGAGCCACAACGUCAACUGCUGGACGCUGCGUUCAAUCUGCAGCCUCGAAUUGUGCUACGCAGAGCAGACGUCAGUGAAAAUCUUUAUCCUGAGCGGCAGCAGUCAGUGUCCCCUCACAUCAAAGAGGAAGAGGAGGAGGAAGAGGUUCAACACAUCAAAGAGGAGGAGGAAGAGUUCCUUCACAUUAAAGAGGAAGAGCAGGAGGACAUCAUCAAGGUUCCAUCGACUGGUGUCCCUUUGAAGAGUGAAGAUGAAGGUCGACGUGAGGAGAGACGAGGGGCGGAGCCACCAAACGGCAACAGCUCAAGAGAUGGAGACCACUGUGGAGGAUCACAAACAGACGGUGAUGAUGAUGAUGAUGAACAGUUGGAAGGUGAUAUGACAUGUCACACUAUCAGCAAAUGCUGGAAAUGUUCUAAAUGUAGGAAAACCUUUGCUUCUAAGAGCAAUUUCAAACAACACGUGAAAAUACACACUGGAGAGAAGACUUUUGCAUGCUCAGCUUGUGGGAAAAGAUUCACUCGGAAGGGGCACUUAAAAAUACACACAAGAACACACACUGGUGAGAAACCUUUUGCAUGCUCAGUUUGCGGUCAAAGAUUCAAUGAAAAGGGAACUUUAAUUAUACACACAAGAACACACACUGGUGAGAAACCUUUUGGAUGCUCAGUUUGUGGUCACAGAUUCACACAGAAGGGAUACUUAAAAAUGCACACAAGAACACACACUGGUGAGAAACAUUUUGCAUGCUCAGUUUGUGGUCAAAGAUUCUCUCAAAGGGGACAUUUGACAAGUCACACAAGAACACACACUGGUGAGAAGCCUUUUGCCUGCUCAGUUUGUGGUCAAAGAUUCUCCCAAAAGGAAAGCUUAAACAGACACACAAGAACACACACUGGUGAGAAGCCUUUUGUCUGCUCAGUUUGUGGUCAAAGAUUCUCCCUAAAGGAAAACUUAAAUAGACACACAAGAACCCACACUGGUGAGAAACCUUUUGCAUGCUCAGUUUGUGGUAAACGAUUCUCUGAAAAGGGACAUUUGACAAGUCACACAAGAACACACACUGGUGAGAAACCUUUUGCCUGCUCAGUUUGUGGUCAAAGAUUCUCUCGUCAGGCUCGGGUUAAGACACACAAGUGUCCUGGUGAGAAAAGCAGUGAUCAAGAAGCUUUUAAUGCAAAUGUAAAUGUUUAAUAUAAAAGUAAUGACUAUGUGACUGACAGAAAUCUACAUGCUUGUAUUCUGUGUACCAGUUUUUAUUGCAUGUAUCUUCUUCUUGUCCAUAUAGUUUCUCAAAGCCCCGUGAGUGUUGAGAAUGAACACUGUUGCCAAAAUACUUAAAAGGGACUCGUUAAAGGUGGUGGGAAAGAGGGCGGGUGUGGAUCAGUAGAGCGGGUCGUCCAGUGACCGAAGGGUCGCCGGUUCGAACCCCGGCUCCGACUGUCCGUAUGUGGAAGUGUCCUUGGGCAAGACACCGAACCCUAAUUCGCUCCCAGUGAGCCUGGCAGCGCCUUGCACGGCAGCAGCCGCCCAGUGGUCAUCGGUGGAAUCAUUUACUGAUAAAAUAUUAGAUUUUCAAUCGCGUUGGAAAUCUCUGGCACGAGGCCGAUUCAAUACGUAACGAAGGUCUCCUGUCCCGAAACUGCGGCUGAUCUGAUUUGAUAUUAUCUGAUCCAUAAAAGCCCAAAUAUUGGGCUGAUCAUUAUAAUAUUAUUAUUUAUGAUAGUUUGAAGCUGUCAUGAGUAGAAAUGUCUGCACAUAUUUUGGCGAUGAUUGUUGACAGUUGUGGGACAUGAAGCCACGUUUCUUGGGUUCAUGCAUGAGGCUUGCAAGGAUGUGGUGCUCGCCCGGCGUGUUUGCGUCAUUUUAAUGAUGGCGUCCUCAUCCAUCCCAAUCCAUAAGUUUGCGUUUUUUCUUUUUGAAGCAUUCCACCUGACAGCUGCGAUAUACAAAUAUGACCAAUGACUGCCACUUCAUAGUAUGGUACAUUCCUUUUCCCACACCAGCGAUGCCAGUGCUUUUCAAUUUUGUUGAUGAAAAAGGGGCGUUCGAAAGGGAAUUAGUUAUUUACCAAUUGCCCCAAAAUGUAUUGAUAUUAUUGGAAAUGAGUGCCAGUUUCAUUUUCUUGAGCAUGCAUGCAUUUUGUCCAAUGUUUUAGUGAUGUCAAUAUCAAAUAAAUGAAUGAUUGAUUGAAAUAGACUGGAAAGAAAAAACUGACUUUUGGUGCGAAACUGUAACGUGUAUAUGUGAUCCUGAAUAAAGUACACUGCUUAAAACAGUGAGGGUGACUCCAUUUACUUGUAC
Molecule: messenger RNA, 4157 nt
Organism: Phycodurus eques (leafy seadragon)
Lineage: Eukaryota; Metazoa; Chordata; Actinopteri; Syngnathiformes; Syngnathidae
Product: oocyte zinc finger protein XlCOF6.1-like
Exons: 2
Coding region: 1797-3047 (416 amino acids)
Biological process (GO): regulation of transcription by RNA polymerase II
Cellular component (GO): nucleus
Molecular function (GO): RNA polymerase II cis-regulatory region sequence-specific DNA binding; DNA-binding transcription activator activity, RNA polymerase II-specific
Source: RefSeq, a predicted model, not a curated record